Messenger RNA from Hippocampus comes (tiger tail seahorse), 1686 nucleotides. It is a transcript of the gene tmem275a, whose product is annotated as transmembrane protein 275a. The transcript is spliced from 2 exons. The record is from RefSeq and is a predicted model, not a curated record. NCBI's taxonomy places the organism in Eukaryota, Metazoa, Chordata, Actinopteri, Syngnathiformes, Syngnathidae. Bases 525 to 1148 code for a protein of 207 amino acids.
GCGACGCACGUCCACACAUCCAGAGAUUGACAGAAGGAGGGAAUAUGCUGCACAUGCAACAUAUGAUAUAUUGAGGAGCCUUUCUGUGUUUUUUGAGGGGGGCUGGGGGGAGGGUGGUCCACAUCCGCGCGGUGCUCCGAAGUGAUCGAUUCGGAUGUGCCGCAUGACUUGCCGGUCUCGACUUGUCUCAUCCUCAUGGCCGCUGAUUGAACGCGUGUCAUGACUUGCGCCCUCCGAGACGGCACAGUUGCAAGCAAAGACAGCAGCAGUCGGCGCCAGCAUCUGCACAAUCUGCUAUCCGAACUCUCAACCAUCAAAUGAUCCCUUUUUCGAGCGGGGGGGACUACAUUUGGAGAAAGAAGAAAGACGGAAGCAAAGAAAGAAAGAAGAUCGCUGAAGAAUGGAGCGUCACUGUUCAUAGAAGACGAAGGUGUUGGACUCACGAAGGGCACAUUUGUUUGUAAAAGAGGACAAUGGUGAAGAUAUUGGUGUGAAGAAGCGAGCGGAAUCCCAGAGGCGACACCAUGGUCAUCACCGAUAGAAACGCAGGCGGCGCUGUGUCCAAGAAGGAGCAACCCAAGGAGAAAAAGCGGCGAGCAUCUCGUCCUCACGGCCUACCCUCUCCGGCCCUGUGCUGCGCCUGCGGCCUGUGCAUCAUGCUGGCCGGACUCAACAUCACCCUGGUGGGAGUGUUCGCCUUCCGGACCCUGGUGCCUUCUGCCAACCCUUCCAUCAUCAUCGGACCCAUCCUGCUGCUGGUGGCCUUCUCCUUUUUUGGGGCUUGUUGCGUGUGUAGCCGCCUUCCUCCUCCUCACAGCUCGCGCGGGGCCAAGACGGGCGGGCGAGGCAUGAACCUGAUCGGGAACGGCGGGCUGGCAGGCGGGGCGGCGUUCGAGAUAGAGACCAGCGAGCAUACGCUGCAGGACACGACGGCCGUGCAGCUCAGCCCCACGUCCUCCCCCGCGUCGUCCCGGGGAUUGAGCCCGGAAAAAGAGGCUCCUGGUGCGUCCCUGCCUGGUACCGCCAAGCUCUUCACCAUGGACAACAACGGCUCACCCGGUUCUAUUGGCGUGGUCUACUCAGCUGUCUCGGGAGGAGAGGUUCAGCUCAACCUGCCAAGAGAAGUGGCCACCUCGCCGUAUACAUAACCUACUUGUUGACUGAGUGUUACUUCUUGUAUGACUAAGCACGGGGUACAGACAUGGCAAUUUUUCACACCUUGGCCAAUUUUGAAACUGUCAGAGAACCUGCAUGGCAAGGAAAAAUUCAGCUACUGUGUUGUAACCGCUCUUAUUGUGUAUGUCAAACAGCAUAUCCAUAUUUCCUCCGACAAUUUUGAGUGCCCUCUUCCAAACAACCAAUGAAAAAUACCAGCUGCAUCAGGUCAUCAUUAACUAAGCGCUUGUCAAACAAAAACGCAGUCAUGUCAUGUCCCCUGGUCCAGCGAAGAGUGUGGAUUCCCAGGCUAUAAAAACAAGGCUGUGUGGGUAAUUUACCGGUUUUCACUCUUUCAAAUUUACACUGUCUCAGAGUAGGUUGUGUGCCAUCAUCUAGUGGUCAUGAACAAAAUUAUGGCCAGAGUACAUGUACUUAAGAUCAAGGCUGCCCAUUACGUCGAUCGCAAUCGACCGGUAACUCGCGUACUGGACCGAAGUCGAUCACGAGGAGUGUAGAGGAAAACAAACA